This is a messenger RNA of Tribolium madens (black flour beetle), 622 nucleotides long. RefSeq names its product DNA-directed RNA polymerase III subunit RPC9 (gene Polr3I). Gene Ontology annotation, biological process: transcription initiation at RNA polymerase III promoter. Gene Ontology annotation, molecular function: nucleotide binding. The transcript has 4 exons. NCBI's taxonomy places the organism in Eukaryota, Metazoa, Arthropoda, Insecta, Coleoptera, Tenebrionidae. Gene Ontology annotation, cellular component: RNA polymerase III complex. The record is from RefSeq and is a predicted model, not a curated record. The coding region runs from base 131 to 529 and encodes 132 amino acids.
UCUCGCAAAAGCUAGGUUAGGAAGUCUAGCCAUAUUUGUAAAAUUUUAGGGUUUUCUGAUUUAUCACUAAAUUGGGGUUUUGAAAAUUAUAAAAAAAACAAUUUUUCACUUGAUUUAAACAGAAAUUGUAAUGGAAAUUGUUAAUGCAAACAGUGCGACUUUGAGUAAUUUUGAGGUUAUGAAACAUCUACAACGGAUAAAAGACAGUCGAAAAAAACAUAAAGGACAGUUAGCAACGAUUACGUAUGAAACUUUGCGAUACUUGGAAAAUACUCCUUGUGCCCAACAAACUCCAGAAUCAAUUGUCGAGUGUUUGAAAGACUUGGAAGCGUUUAAUUUGAACAAAAAUGAGAAAUUGAUGUUAAUUAAUUCGCCCCCAACCACGGCUUUGGAGAUCCAAUUGAUGAUUGAAGAAAGCGAAGAAAGGCUAAGUGAAGAACAAGUCGAACAGAUUUUACAAAUCAUGCUUCGACACUUCCCCCACAUUCAGAAAAGUGUGGAAAAUGACACAACACAGGAACAGGAAUAAUUUUAGGGUUUUUUUGUUGUAAUUAUGAAACAAUGGUCUGAAAAACGACACAACUGUAUUGGUAAUAAGUAUAAAUCCACGAAUUUGUGAUAA